GUUAUUUCCUAGUUUUCGCUUUCACACUUCACUUCUCCUUUUUGCCCCUGACAAUCAUGUACCAUAAAUAUUCUACCCAAGACCAGCAGCUAGUGUUUCAAGCUUUAUACUUCGCUUGAAAGACUACUCGUCACAGAGAGAGAGAGAGAGAGAGAGUUUUGAACUUAAUUAAGAUGGCAGAAGUGAUCCUUUACGUAUAUGACGUUACAAUUAGUAGUUCCGGCUACGAAACCACGAAUUACGCCCUCGUUCAACUCAACAACGUCUGUAAGCAGGUCAUUCCUAUUGGCGGCGUCUUUCACACCGCGGUUCAGAUUUACGGCGACGAGGAAUGGGGAUACUGGCAGUGCGACAAGGGAUCUGGUGUUUAUAGCUGUCCCGCUGGCAAAAACCUGUCGUAUACAUACCGUGAACGUAUAGUUCUCGGAAGAACAAAUUGUUCCGCUACCAAGGUGAGUCAAAUCCUAAAAGAACUUAGCCAGGAGUGGCCGGGAAGUAAAUACGAUCUGCUGGCGAAAAACUGUAACCAUUUCUGUAAUGAGUUGUUGCAGAGGCUGGGAGUGCCGAAGCUUCCGUCAUGGGUAAAUAGGUUUGCCGAUGUCGGAGAUACUGCCUGUGAAGCAGUGCGAACGCUGCAAAAAACUAAGGAUGAAAUGUUAGCUGCUGGAAAGGAGGCGUAUAAGAAUGCCAUCAAUACGGCUAUUAAGACUCCCAAGUCUCUUAUCAGUUUAAGCAAAGGUAAUCGACUUCGAACAGAGCAAUUCAAACCAAAGUACUUUGCUGGAAGAAUUGCGGGACCAGAUGCAGAAACCAGCAACAAGUGAACCUCAGGGCUGGAGCUUAACCCGGCUAUGACCAUGUAGAAUGAUGGCCCAGUCAUGUCUUCAUGUGUGUUCGUAUCCGUGUUAGUGUGUGGUGUGCUAUUUUCCUUCUAUCUCCUGCCUAUUUCUCCUUACUUUCAGUGAGUUGUAAUGCAUUAUUGUAUCAAUGUUAUUGUAGCUUCAUCGCCUUCUUCUCUC
Olea europaea var. sylvestris is the source of this 1019-nucleotide messenger RNA. RefSeq lists its product as uncharacterized. Gene Ontology annotation, biological process: protein deubiquitination. The record is from RefSeq and is a predicted model, not a curated record. NCBI's taxonomy places the organism in Eukaryota, Viridiplantae, Streptophyta, Magnoliopsida, Lamiales, Oleaceae. Gene Ontology annotation, molecular function: deubiquitinase activity. The transcript has a single exon. Bases 174 to 824 code for a protein of 216 amino acids.